This is a messenger RNA of Acanthamoeba castellanii str. Neff, 855 nucleotides long. Its product is annotated as 2OGFe(II) oxygenase family oxidoreductase. Gene Ontology annotation, molecular function: iron ion binding; L-ascorbic acid binding; procollagen-proline 4-dioxygenase activity. The transcript is spliced from 4 exons. The record is from RefSeq and is a predicted model, not a curated record. The coding region runs from base 1 to 855 and encodes 284 amino acids. Gene Ontology annotation, biological process: peptidyl-proline hydroxylation to 4-hydroxy-L-proline. Lineage: Eukaryota; Discosea; Longamoebia; Acanthamoebidae. Gene Ontology annotation, cellular component: endoplasmic reticulum.
AUGAACCGAGUGGACAUGAAUGUGCAGACGCCGCCUGCGGGCUGGUGGCGGCUGGAUGCAGAGCAAGAGGCAGCAGACAAGGAUGUAAAAAAGAGUGAAGAGGAAGAAGUAGCGGCUAAGACGGAAGGAGAUGAUAAGGAGAAGGAGCGUGAAGACGCCGAGGCCGAAGCAGAGGAGGAGGAAGUGGCGGCUACCGAAGAAUCGGCAGAUUCGGGCGCAAAGGAGAUCAGAAAGAUGGAGCUGCACAUCGGCAAGAAAGUGGCCUUCAUCCUCUACAAUGUUCUGUCGCCGGCCGAGUGCCGCCACCUCGUCGCCAAGACGGAGGAGAUGGGCUACAAGCCGAUGCCCGAGUACCCCACCUCCUACCGCAGCAACACGCGCCUCAUCAUCGACGACGAGGAGCUCCAGGAGGAGAUCUGGCGGCGCGUGCAGCCCCACAUCCCCGCCGAGUUCGAGGAUCGACGCGGCAAGUGGCACCCCUACGGCCUCAACGCUCGGUGGCGCUUCUGCAGGUAUACCCCGGGCCAGCACUUCUCGUCCCACUGCGAUGGUGCCUUCGAGCUCGGCGUCAGGGACAGGAGUCAGCUCACGUUCAUGUUCUACUUGAACGGCGGCUUCGAUGGCGGUGCGACGGUGUUCCUGGAGGGCGGGCGGAAGGAGGUGCAGCCAGAGGCCGGCAUGGUGCUCAUCUUCCAGCACAACAUCCUGCACGAGGGCCAGCGCCUGGCCACCGGCAAGAAGUACAUCAUGCGCAGCGACGUCAUGGCCGACAGGCUGGGCACGGCCGAGGUCAUGGCGGCCAGGGCCUGUCGCGAGGCCAAUGACGGCGGCGGCCCCCAGCGCGCGGCCGCGUAG